UAAUAAAACGUAUAAUUUGAUUUCUAUGAACUCAAAAUGAUUUAUAUAUAUGUGAGUAGCAUUGAUCUGCCGACAAGAUCACAUAUCAGUUGCAGUGAAGAGAAAUGUUUCAGAAAACAAACAGCUUCUUUCAUAGAACACUUCACAGUCUCAAGUCCAUCUUUCUCCGAGUAAGUAAGAAACUCCCUAGACCAAAAUCUCACUUGUCUUGCACAUUUUGCAGAUCAAAUUCUCUCGAUGGAGACAAUAUUUACGCAAGUUUCCUCAACAUCUGGGAGUCUGAUCUGGAAAACAGCAUUGGAGGUCCAUUAAUGUUGGAGCACGAGGUUCAAGAGCAAGAACAAGAUCAUCACGAGAAGAAAACAGAAGCUUGCUCUUUGCGUUCAUCGAGAGACUGCGAUACAAUGGAGAGGAAGAUUAGCGAGAUGUAUAUGACUGAGACAGGAGAUAUAGAGCAAGCCCUUGACGUCGAAGAGGCACUUCAUUACUAUUCUCGUAUUAGAAGUCCCGUGUAUCUCAACAUCGUUGACAAGUUCUUCUGUGAUCUCUACUCGUAACCUAUCCAAACGUUUUAAAGCCAUUAAAAUCUUUGUUUUAUCGUAUUCUUGAUUUGUUUGGCUUUUAGUAUUCUCUUCUUGUUCAUUUGUUUCAUGUUUUACCAGCAUCAUCAGAUGGUUAAUCGUCGUUUAUCAAU
This is a messenger RNA of Capsella rubella, 694 nucleotides long. RefSeq lists its product as uncharacterized. The record is from RefSeq and is a predicted model, not a curated record. The coding region runs from base 105 to 557 and encodes 150 amino acids. The transcript has a single exon. Lineage: Eukaryota; Viridiplantae; Streptophyta; Magnoliopsida; Brassicales; Brassicaceae.